Messenger RNA from Lucilia cuprina (Australian sheep blowfly), 1746 nucleotides. Its product is annotated as myrosinase 1-like. Bases 113 to 1651 code for a protein of 512 amino acids. The transcript is spliced from 7 exons. Lineage: Eukaryota; Metazoa; Arthropoda; Insecta; Diptera; Calliphoridae. Gene Ontology annotation, molecular function: beta-glucosidase activity. Gene Ontology annotation, biological process: carbohydrate metabolic process. The record is from RefSeq and is a predicted model, not a curated record.
CAGUUCAAGUGGUAUUGGAUUGUUAUUUACUCUCGCUAAAUACACAUUAAAUAAAAACAAAUCAAAACAGUUUUAUUUUACAUUUUGAAAGUGGCACAUCAUAGAGAAAAAUAUGGCGCUGAAAACAUCAAUAAUAUUAAGUUUACUUUCAGUAAAUUUACUACUAGGAACUAUUUCAGCAUAUAAUGAUGAUAGUCAAAAUGAUCAUAAGAUAUGCGCCCUUCAACACAAAUCGGGUAGUAAAUAUUUCCCUUCAGAUUUUAAAUUUGGUGUAUCAACAGCGGCCUAUCAAGUGGAGGGCGGUUGGAAUGAAGAUGGUCGUGGUCCAUCGAUAUGGGAUACAUUUACACAUCAACAUCCAGAAAUGAUUGAUGAUCAUUCAACUGGUGAUGUGGGACCAGAUUCUUAUCAUAAAUUUGACAAGGACUUAGAAGCUUUAAAGGAAUUAAAAGUAAAUUUUUAUCGCUUUUCUAUAUCCUGGUCUCGUAUUCUGCCAAAUGCUGAUAUAUCGUCAAAAAAUCAAAAAGGUAUUGAUUACUAUAAUAUGGUGAUUGAUAAACUUUUAGAAAAUGGCAUAGAACCUUUGGUAACUAUGUUCCAUUAUGAUUUACCCGAAUCCCUUAAUCUAUAUGGCGGCUUUACCAAUAUUGAACUUGUUAAAUAUUUUACUAAUUACGCUAAAUUAUUGUUUGAAACCUAUGGUGAUCGCGUUAAGUUAUGGAUAACUUUUAAUGAACCUUAUGACUAUUGUAUACCCGGUUAUGGUGAUGGUAAUUAUCCACCCAUGGGUCAUGAUCAUGGUGUGGCAGAUUAUCUUUGUAUGGAUACGACUCUUAAAGCACAUGCUGAAGUUUAUCGUUUAUAUAGGAAGGAAUUUUUCAAUAAACAAAAUGGCAAGAUUGGCAUGACUUUAAGUACUAGAUUUUAUUUUUCUAAAACUAAUAAUUCUUCGAUAAUUGAUCGUGCUAUGCAAUAUUCGUUGGGUUGGUUGGCUUAUCCUAUGUUUGGUGAUACCGGUAAUUAUCCACAAAUUAUGUUGGACGAUGUAGCGCGAAAUAGUCAAAAAGAGGGUAGAGCAUGGUCACGUCUAAGAAGUAUAGCUGAAAAUGAGAGAUCUCUUAUCAAACAUUCUGCAGACUUUCUGGGACUAAAUUAUUAUUCAUCACGUUAUGUGGAGGAAGCUAAUCCACCACAGGGUAAAAAACCUUCUGUACAAUAUGAUUCGCGUUUGAAAUAUGAACUUGAUGCAAAAUGGAAGAGAGCAAAAUCUUCAUGGUUGUAUUGCGUUCCUGAGGGUCUUGAGGGUUUACUAAAUUGGAUUAAAAACAACUAUAAUAAUAUAGAAGUUAUUAUAACCGAAAAUGGUUGGUCCGACGAAGGCCAGUUAGAUGAUACAGAUCGCAUAGACUACCUCAAGGCUCAUUUGCAGGCUGUUUUAAAUGCCAUUAAUAUGGGCUGUAAUGUAACACGCUAUACGCAUUGGAGUUUAAUCGAUAAUUUUGAAUGGCAGCGGGGUUAUACCGAAAAGUUUGGAUUGUAUUAUGUGAAUAUUUCUAGUAGUGGCAAAGAACGUAUUGCAAAAUAUUCAGCACGUUAUUAUAAGAGUGUUAUUGAAAGUAAAACAAUACCGGGUUUCGUUGCGGGAAAUUAAAAUUAAGUUAAUUAAAACGAAAAUGAAACAGAUUCAAUGAAAUGUGUUUAUGUGUGUGACUAUUAAAUAUAAAAAAGUUUUAUUUGUAAUUAAAA